Molecule: messenger RNA, 2633 nt
Organism: Maniola jurtina (meadow brown)
Lineage: Eukaryota; Metazoa; Arthropoda; Insecta; Lepidoptera; Nymphalidae
Product: clavesin-1
Exons: 7
Coding region: 272-1240 (322 amino acids)
Cellular component (GO): membrane
Molecular function (GO): phosphatidylinositol bisphosphate binding
Source: RefSeq, a predicted model, not a curated record
AAUAUGCGCUUGAACCCUCGCAUACCGCCUUACGUCUGCCUUAACCGUGGUCCGUGGUUCUACCAGUCUCGCUUUGCCUCUAUACAACCACAGUUGUAUCGCCCGUGACCGUCCAGCGUGAUAUCAUAACGCGAUUGUGCAAAAGAUGAGAUAAAUUGGUUUUAAAAGUGAGAACGGCAACACGUAACAUAAUUUCGAAACGAUAAACUCUCUAUUCGCUCCAAAUUUUGGUGAUUUCCGUCGUGAGCUUUUUAUAAACAACGAGUUCGCCAUGCCGGCCGAAGCUGAAACAAAAGUCAUUCUACGCGAAGUGACGGCAGAAAUAUCACAACACAUGCUGUCAGACGUGACCACGCUCCCCAGCGUGCAGCUCGGCGACUUCCUGUUGCAGUUCGAGCUCGAGGAGCCCAGGGAAUCUGUUCGGGAGAUUGCCAGGCGAGAGUUGCGAGAGACGCCAGAAAUUGUCAAACCCGCUGUAGAGGAACUGAGAACCUUGCUAGAAGCGGACAAAGAUUUAGUCGUGCCAUUAGAAAGAGAUGCCUGGCUUAUAAGGUUUCUACGUCCAUGCAAAUUCUACCCGCAAAGUGCCUACGAUUUGAUUAAAAGAUACUACGCAUUCAAAGUGAAACACCACAAGCAUUACGACGGUCUGACGCCUAGCAAAGAGCAGAACGUCUUCAAACAGAAUGUUCUACGCGUUCUGCCCAACCGUGACCAGUUGGGCCGGAGAGUACUCGUUCUAGAAUUAGGAAAAAAGUGGAAUCACAACAAUUGCUCGCUGGAUGAGGUGUUCAAAGGCUGCGUGCUCUUCCUGGAAGCGGCGAUGCUGGAGCCCGAGACGCAGAUCUGCGGCGCCGUCGUCAUAUUCGACAUGGACGGCCUCUCCAUGCAGCAAGUGUGGCAGUUCACGCCACAGUUCGCUAAAAGAAUUGUAGACUGGCUGCAGGAAAGUAUCCCGCUAAGAAUAAAAGGUUUCUACAUAAUCAACCAGCCGUUCGUCUUCAACAUGGUCUUCCAACUGUUUAAGCCUUUGCUCAAAGAGAAGCUGCGCUCUCGCAUCGUGUUCAUGGGCAACGACCGAGAGCUUCUGUACAAACAUAUCAGCCCCAAGUUCCUACCGGACUGCUACGGAGGCACGCUAAGCAUUCCCAAUGUCAGCGGCCCGCAGUGGUUGGAACUGCUAUUGAUCUGCGACAAGGAAUUUGCUGCCAUCAACUCCUUUGGCUAUCGGAAGAAAUGAAGAAUGAGUUUUAGCUAAGUUAUUAGAUUAUUAGGGACCAGUACAAUUUACAAGUAAAAGAAUAUAAUAUCGAAGAUAGUAGCGUACUUCAUAAAUCAUAGGUGCCAGUUCUAUGCUUCUAAGUUCCUGUUCCGAUUUGAGGGCCAAUUAAUGAGAUUGGGCCCUUUAUUACCGAUGACAUAUUUUGUGUUCUGGGCACCUACUAGGAUCCGAGCUAUCUUAUUGUAUUUAAACUAUGGAAAUGUGAUAUAUUACUUUAAGAACUCUUUAUUGAAUUUGCCCUGAAGAGAUCGGUAAAAAUUAAUUAUUGGAUGUACUUUGAUGAAAUAAUUUUAUUUAUCCUCUAUUUUUGUAACAUUUACUUAAUUGCGAUUGUAGUCUAAUGAUGAAAUAAGUUUUACGGGCAAAAAAGUGAAUAUUUAAGAUAUUAUACUAUGAUCACCAAAAAUUUGAAUUUUCGGCCAAUUACAUUAAGAUCCGGUAGCUUACGUUUUUAACUUUUCUAUAAUAGGACUGUAACGCAAUAAAGAUUUUAAUUAUUAGUUAUUAUUAAUAAAAUAUCUACUUAGGGCAGGUUAGGUUAACCCAUUUUAUUAUUGUGAUUCAAAUAUGAGAAGUAGGUAAAUCAGCACACAGAGGAGGUUCAGAUUUCGGAGGGCACAAGCAUUAGUAGACUAAAAUAUAAUAUUUGCAAUAAAAGUUAAACUCACUUCUCCUUCAGUUUAAAAUAAAUAGGGAAUAAAGUAAAGGAAAGAAUGAGGGUACCUACCUACUCUUGUUUAUAGUUAUUAUACCUAUUAUUCUCUUAAUCCUAAUGCUGCAAUUAAUUUUUAUCACUAUUAAUAGGCAAGGGCUGUGAUAUAUUUCCUACUUGCACAUUGUUUUGUAAAUGAUUUAUCGAGUUAAUUUAGAUUUUAAUUUUAAAUUAGGUAAGUAUAAUUAUUAAAAUAGUUUUGUUUGAUGUCGUGCAUGUUGAUGGGAUAGCAAUAUUUUUUCACUAAAAUAACAUACUUAUCUAUUUUUUAUAUGUAAUAAUAAACCGGUUUUAAAAAUAAUAAUUACGUAAGUCCAUAAGACAGGGUUUAAAUGUUUUAGUCUAGGAGAAUGUUUAUUAUGUAAUGUUUAUUAUGUAAGAAAAGUCAUCGAUGUAUUCGAUGGAAAAAGUAGAUUAGGUAUUAGGUCAAUUGCCUUAACAUCGUAAAUCUAUACUCAAGUUUUUUGUAAUGUCUAGGAAAUAAUGUCUUUGAAACUUUUAAGUAAUAAUUGUUUUAAAACUAAGUAAUUAUUCGCUCUAUAGGUAAUCUUAAAAAAUAGACAUCUUAUAUUUGUAUAGGUACUAUACUUAAACGUAAUGACAGAAAAACUAUAGCAUUCCAUAUCUGUAAUCGCAAAA